AUGUAUAGAAACUUUACAAACCCGAGCGGUAAGCCCAAACUGGGCGAUAAAUGUUACGCCGAUGCCUACACUGUCAUCUGCGUUCUAAAUAUCGUGUGUUCGUUGACAGCAUCUUUGGGGAAUUUCUUAGUUCUCGGUGCAGUUUGGAAGACACGAAUCUUACACAAGCCGACGAAUUUGCUCGUCUCUGGACUCGCUGUGUCUGACUUGGGAGUCGGAGUUCUAAUUCAGCCAUUAUUCACUUUGUUUUUGAUUUUGGAAAUGAGAUCAGAGGGAUCUAUUCGAGAUACGUGGAAGAUCUUUAGAUCCAUACAAGCCGUUUUUCAGUCGGCGACUGUUCUGAUUCUAACUUCGAUCAGCGUAGACAGAUUUCUCGCCCUUCAGCUGCAUUUAAAGUACGUUUCCAUGGUUACAAUUAACAAGACAGCCACCUUACUGUGUUUUAUAUGGGUUACAAGCGCUUUCUGUGCGAUGACGGUUUUCAUCGACAAUAACUUAUAUCGUAACUUUAUAAUCACGCUUAUACUGUUGUAUCUCGUGAUAAAUUCUUCCAUGCACUUCAUGAUCUAUCGCAUUUGUCACCGUCACCGAGUUCAGAUUCAAGUUCAAAUACGAGCACAAAACGGGCUAGAAACUCUUAAUAUCAAACGCUACAGGAAAUCUCUGAUCACCAUGAUUUUCUUGUUUAUUUUACUCAUGGCGUGUUAUUUUCCUUAUAUUUGUAUGCGUACUGCUGUGAACUUCAUCCAUUGGUCCUCACCGUUCAAGAGGUUUGUGAUGAGGUGUACGCUCUUUUUGGUUUACUUGAAUUCUUCGCUAAAUCCGCUGGUGUAUUGCUGGCGCAUGAGAGAGAUGCGUUCUGCUGUGAAGCAGUUUUGGAAAUCUCUUCACCCGUGA
Messenger RNA from Pocillopora meandrina, 897 nucleotides. The record is from the annotation of a GenBank genome assembly. Lineage: Eukaryota; Metazoa; Cnidaria; Anthozoa; Scleractinia; Pocilloporidae.